AUGGAAGGCUAUGAUACACGGAGGGGUGACGGUGGAAAUGGAGUCGUAGUGCCACCGUGUACGUGUUCGCGCGACGAAUUUCGCCCUCGUGGCGGUGGAAAAGUAUUAUCGCGACUUGUUGCUACUGCAAAAAACGGUUCUUCUGCUUCAGAAUAUGGCAUGGCGGUGACGAGGAACGUUAAGAAAAAGCAAAAGCGUAAAGGUCUUCAGGAGCUGUUCACAGCCGAUUACAUUGUGAACAGUGUGUUUCGGAAGGAUGGUCCUCCGCUCGGUCAGGAGUUUGAUUUUCUUCCAUCUGGAUCCAAAUAUGUCACUUCUGCUUGUCAAGAGGACCAAGGAUCCCCGAAAAGGAGGAAGGUUUCCAAGGGUGCAAUUCAAAGUCUUGCCAAUUGUAACAUGAAAGCACCUGGGAAGAAACAUGGUAUUGGCAAAGGUCUGAUGACAGUUUGGAGGGCAACAAAUCCUGACGCUGGAGACCUUCCAAUUGUUUUUGGCGUUGAUGAGCAAGAAGUUCCUUUAAUUUCAAACUCUAUUGGACAGAAAACGAUCCGGGAAACCAACAGGUCACGGAAAACAGUAAACAGGAAUGUUAUGCCAAAACGUAAAAUGCAGAACAAGAGAAAUAAAUCACAGGAUAAGAGGAAACUUUCCUUGCAAAGAAAAGUGGGAGAAUUGAACUUACAUGUGACUAAGAAUCAGUGCCCUAGCGAAAACUGUGAACUAGCUCUGGAUCAUGCAAUAUCUGAGGAGGGAGUUGAUCGAGUUUCAAUGUUAAUUGAUGAUGAAGAGCUAGAGCUGAGGGAGUUACAAGAAGGAACUGAUCUGUUUAUGUGUUCCAGUCAUCUUGCUGCCAGUGGAAUGCUUGGCUUCUCACUUUGUAAAGAUGCACUAGUGAAGUUUCCGCCAGAUACUGUCAAGAUGAAGAAACCUAUCCAUUUGCAACCUUGGGACUCCUCUCCAGAAAUUGUUAAGAAAUUAUUUAAGGUUUUCCAUUUCAUUUAUACAUAUGCUAUAAUUGUUGAUAUUUGUCCCUUCACUCUUGACGAGCUUGUUCAAGCUUUUCAUGACAAGGACUCAAUGUUACUUGGCAAGAUUCAUGUUGCCCUUCUUACACUUCUUCUAUCUGACAUUGAAGUGGAGCUUACUAAUGGAUUUUCACCUCAUUUAAAUAAAUCAUGUAACUUUCUUGCACUGCUUCACUCGGUUGAAAGUCAAGAAUAUUCCCUGGGCUUCUGGAGAAGAUCACUAAAUUCUCUCACUUGGAUUGAAAUACUCCGUCAAGUGCUGGUAGCUUCUGGAUUUGGUUCAAAACAAGGUUCCUUACGUAGAGAUGUCCUUAACAAGGAAUUGAAUCUUCUUGUAAACUAUGGUCUAUGCCCUGGCACCUUGAAGAGCGAGUUGUUUAAUAUAUUGUCAGAGAGAGGAAACAUUGGAUGCAAAAUUGUUGAAUUAAACCUUGCCAGCACUACAGAGGAACUUGAGCCUUUAAUAUCUUCCACUCUUUCAAGUGAUAUUACUUUAUUUGAAAAGAUUUCAUCAACUGCUUACCGAUUGCGUGUGAGCACAGUUAUCAAGGACAGUGACGAAUCUCAUUCAGAUACGGAGGACUCUGGUAGUGUUGAUGAUGAACUUGAUGACACUGAUACAUGCAGCAGUGGUGAUGAUUAUGAUAAUGAUUCAAUAAACUCUAGAAUGAGAAAAUUAAAGCGUGCAAACAGUCAGAAAAACAACAUGCUGAAAGUAUACACUGAAAUUGAUGAGAGCCAUCCAGGAGAAGCGUGGUUAUUAGGGCUGAUGGAUAGUGAAUAUUCAGAAUUGAACAUUGAAGAAAAAUUGAAUGCGUUGGCAGCUUUAACUGAUCUUGUUUCCUCUGGAUCCAGCAUCAGGUUGAAGGAUUCAUCAAAUGUUACAACUGAUUGCAAUUCUAGCAUCCAAGUACGAGGGUCUGGAGCUAAAAUAAAGAGAUCAUUAAUAAAGAAAGCUGGGCCACUUUUGACCCAGAAAGCACACUUGAAUUCUGAUCCCUGUACUGUAGACUCGUCGUCAUUAUUCUCAAGAUUCCAUAGUUAUGAAGUUUCCUUCCAAAAGGAAAAAGGUUCAUCUAUUUCACACCCCAUUCAAUCAGUGUUUUUGGGAUCUGAUCGUCGGUACAAUAGAUACUGGCUUUUCUUGGGCCCUUGUAAUAUAGAUGAUCCAGGCCACAGGAGAAUAUACUUUGAAUCUUCUGAAGAUGGUCACUGGGAGGUUAUUGAUACUAAGGAGGCGUUGUAUGCCUUGAUGUCAGUUCUGGAUGAUAGAGGAAAACGGGAGGCUCUUCUUAUUGAAUCUUUGGAAAGGAGACAAACAUCACUGUGCAGAUUUAUGUGCAGGAUUAAUACUAAUAGUUCUGGAAUGGGUUCUAUGUCACAUUCUGAUCAAUCUGAACUGGAUAUGGUGACAGAUGACAGUUAUUCUCCUGCAUCUGAUGUAGACAGCCUGAACAUGACUGAGACUGCUAAAGACUCUUCGCCUUCAGCUGGGGCUGUGGUAAUUGAAGGUGGAAAGAAAGUAGAGGAGCAAAUUAAAAAAUGGACCCGUGUUCAAGAAUAUGAUACUUGGAUCUGGAAUUCUUUUUAUUCAGAUCUCAAUGUUGUAAAAUAUGGUAGAAGGUCUUAUCUGGAUUCUCUUGCCAGAUGUAAGAGUUGUCAUGAUCUAUACUGGAGAGACGAAAGGCACUGUAAAAUUUGUCACAUGACAUUUGAGCUUGAUUUUGAUCUAGAAGAAAGAUAUGCUGUCCAUAUUGCCACAUGCAGGGAGAAAGAAAGCAGAAAUACAUUUCCUAAUCAUAAAGUGCUACCGUCACAGAUUCAAUCUCUGAAAGCUGCCGUUUAUGCUAUUGAGUCUGUCAUGCCUGAAGAUGCCCUGGUUGGUGCUUGGAGGAAAUCUGCUCAUAAACUAUGGGUGAAACGGCUCAGACGCACCUCAACUUUAGUAGAGCUUUUACAGGUUCUUGAUGAUUUUGUUGGUGCCAUCAAUAAGGACUGGUUGUUUCAAUGCAAAUUUCCGGAUGGUGUGGUUGAAGAAAUCAUUGCAUCUUUUGCAUCGAUGCCCCAUACAUCAUCUGCCCUUGGUCUGUGGUUGGUGAAGUUGGAUGUCAUAAUUGCCCCCUACCUGGACAGAGUCCAUCCUCUGAAAAAGCAGGGAACCAGUAAGAGUUAA
This is a messenger RNA of Sphenostylis stenocarpa, 3198 nucleotides long. The record is from the annotation of a GenBank genome assembly. Lineage: Eukaryota; Viridiplantae; Streptophyta; Magnoliopsida; Fabales; Fabaceae.